This is a messenger RNA of Trichogramma pretiosum, 4692 nucleotides long. It is a transcript of the gene ry, whose product is annotated as xanthine dehydrogenase. The transcript is spliced from 23 exons. The record is from RefSeq and is a predicted model, not a curated record. The coding region runs from base 552 to 4640 and encodes 1362 amino acids. Gene Ontology annotation, molecular function: molybdopterin cofactor binding; molybdenum ion binding; 2 iron, 2 sulfur cluster binding. NCBI's taxonomy places the organism in Eukaryota, Metazoa, Arthropoda, Insecta, Hymenoptera, Trichogrammatidae.
CGAUCGAUCUUCAAUACCGAACGAUCUUCGGUAAACUUUGCUCGGCCGAUAUAACAAAUAAUUUAUUUGCUUAAUAAAGAGUUAAUCUGAUUUUAUAAAAACGGAAGCUUUUCGAGUUUCGCCUUUAUCGUUCGUAUUUAGAGAUCGAAAAAUGUUGUUCAAAAAGAUAAAUCAGCGCAUUAUUAAGUCCGAGUAAGCAUUACUGAAUUUAUCGCUGCUUUUGACAUUGCUAGAAUCAAUAAGAGACUCUCGGAUUCUCAAGUGAACUCUGCUAGAUUUUUUCAACGACCGGAGUAUAAAUCGUCGAUGACGUCCCGAUCCGAUCGUCAGAGAGAGAGAGAGAGAGAGAGAACGAUAAUUUUUGCGCUCGAUAAAAGUCGCUGUUUUUGAGGAAAUUUAAUAGCCACCUCGCGCGAUCCUUACUACGCGGUUCCAAUUUAUUGGAUUGAAAAUAUCGGCAUAAAGCUGUUUAUUACGGAUUAUAGAUUAGAAAAUACUCCGAUUUCAAGAUAAGUGCGUGAAUACUAUUGCUGAGGUAUACUUCGUGCACGAUGGGCACCGAACGCGCUAACGAUUCCAAUUUGGAAAGCAGCGACAGCGACAAUGAGAUACACAGCCAACCAACGAAAAUCACCAACGCCCUGGUGUUUUACGUAAACGGCAAAGAGGUAGUGGAUACAAAUGUCGAUCCAGUAUGGACGCUGCUGUACUAUUUGCGAAAUAAACUGCGUAUGCCAGGGACGAAAUUAGGAUGCGCCGAAGGAGGGUGUGGUGCGUGCACCGUCAUGAUCUCCAGAUACGACAGAGAAGCUAAAAAAAUAGUUCAUGUAGCAGCUAAUGCGUGUCUCACGCCCGUCUGCGCGAUGCACGGCAUGUCCGUGACGACCGUCGAGGGCAUUGGCAAUACGAGGACGAAGCUGCACCCGGUACAGGAGCGCAUCGCCAAGGCUCACGGCUCCCAGUGCGGAUUCUGCACCCCCGGAAUCGUCAUGUCCAUGUACUCUCUGUUGAGAAGCAUACCCAAGCCGACGAUGCACGACAUGGAGGUGGCUUUCCAGGGCAACUUGUGCAGAUGUACCGGAUACAGACCGAUCAUAGAGGGUUUCAAGACUUUUACCGAAGAAUGGGAGCAAUCCCAAAGACUGUCUGCCGCAAAUGGCACAGAGAAAAGAGUUUGCGCCAUGGGGGAUGCUUGCUGCAAGAAAGUAUUCACGUCCGAACCGACUGAAGUAUUCGACUCAAAAGAGUUUACGCCUUACGAUCCUAGUCAAGAGCCGACUUUUCCACCAAAACUACAGCUGACGUCGCAAUAUGACGAAGAAUACUUAAUCAUCAAGGGAAAAGAAAUUUCGUGGUAUAGGCCGACGUGUUUGAAAGAAAUUUUGGUGCUGAAGCAACAGUAUCCAAAUGCAAAAAUUGUAGUGGGGAACACAGAAGUUGGUGUCGAAGUAAAGUUCAAACAUUUCAUUUAUCCCGUUCUGAUUCUACCAACUCGAAUCAAAGAGAUGCGCGAAAUAACGGAGCUCGAAGAUGGCAUGAAAAUUGGAGCAAGUGUAACUUUGGUGGAAAUGGAAGAGGCUUUCAGGCAUCAAAUGAAAACAAAGCCUGAGCACAAAACAAGAAUAUUCAAAGCAUCGGUAGAAAUUUUGCAUUGGUUUGCUGGUAAACAAAUCAGGAAUGUCGCUGCCAUAGGAGGAAAUAUUAUGACCGGCAGUCCCAUUUCUGAUAUGAAUCCCGUUUUAAUGGCAACCGGAAUAAAAUUAAAUCUCUGCAGUCUCGAAAGAGGAAACAGAACGGUAAAAAUGGACCACACGUUUUUUACUGGAUACAGAAGGAACAUCGUUGCAUCCGAUGAGAUUUUAGUAUCGAUAGAAGUCCCAUUCUCAGUACCGAACCAAUACUUCGUUGCUUAUAAACAAGCCAAGAGGCGAGACGACGAUAUUGCCAUCGUUAAUUUGGCUAUGAAUGUAUUCUUCGAGCCGGGUACUGCUAUCGUGCAGGAGGCUCACAUGGCAUUCGGUGGAAUGGCUCCAACAACAGUAUUAGCAAGAAAAACUUGCUCCGCUAUGAUUGGAAGAAAGUGGAACGAAGACCUGGCAGAGCUUGUGACAAACUCAUUGAUCGACGAGUUACCUUUAUCGGGAGAUGCACCAGGAGGAAUGAUUUUAUACAGGCGAUCGCUCACCGUGAGUUUAUUCUUCAAAGGAUUUGUGAGCAUAUCGAAACAGCUACAAGAACAUAUUUCUAAUUUUGAGCCUUUACCAAAAGAGCUGCUAUCGGCGGGUGAAGGCUUUCAAUAUAUACCACCAAAAAGCUCCCAAUACUAUCAAGUGAUUCCUCCAAACGUGAAUUCCAACGACCUGGUCGGCAAGCCAAUAAUCCACGCGAGCGCAAUGAAACAGGCAGCCGGAGAGGCCGUCUACCUCGACGAUAUCCCACGAAUGGAAGGAGAGCUUUACUUGGCCUUUGUACUUUCGACUCGAGCUCACGCAAAGAUCCUGAAAGUCGAUCCCUCGCAGGCACUCGCCAUGAAGGGCGUGGUUGCUUUUUACGACGCCAAUGACGUUCCCGAGCACAAUCGAGCGGUGGGACCGAUUUUCCACGACGAGGAAGUUUUCGUUUCAAAAGAGGUAAAAAGCCAAGGUCAGACGAUCGGAGUGGUCGUGGCGAACGAUCAGCUGACCGCCCAAAGAGCCGCGAGAGUCGUCAAAGUCGAGUACGAAGACAUCCAUCCGAUAAUCAUUUCGAUCGAGGACGCCAUCGAGCACAAUUCGUUUUACGACGGCAGCGGCAAGUGCAUCAGCCGAGGCGACGUCGACGGCGAGUUGGCCUCGUCCGACCACGUACUCGAGGGCGAGGUGCGCAUGGGUGGCCAGGAACACUUCUACCUGGAGACUCACUGCGCCUACGCGAUACCCCGCGAGGAGGACGAGAUCGAGAUGUUCUGCUCGACUCAGCACCCGAGCGAGAUUCAGAAACUCGUCGCUCACGUGCUCGGCGUCCAGAUCAACAGGAUCUGCGUCCGGGUGAAGCGCAUGGGUGGCGGUUUCGGUGGAAAAGAGUCCAGAGGACAGCUAGUGGCUCUACCGGUGGCUUUGGCGGCACACAAGCUGAGAAAACCGGUGAGAUGCAUGUUGGAUAGAGAUGAAGAUAUGAUGAUGACGGGUACCAGACACCCUUUCUACUUCAAGUACAAAGUUGGAUUCAAUAAUGAUGGAUUGAUCAAAGCAUGUGAGAUUCAUAUUUACAAUAAUGCAGGCUAUUCUUACGAUUUGUCCAUGUCUGUACUCGAGCGCGCCAUGUUCCACUUCGAAAACUCUUACAAAAUUCCAGCAUCCAGAGUUUUUGGCUAUGCUUGUAGAACAAAUUUACCCUCCAAUACGGCUUUCAGAGGUUUCGGUGGUCCACAAGGCAUGUUUGCGGCCGAGCACAUAGUUCGACAUAUCGCUGACUUUUUGGGUCGCGAUGUAGUCGAGAUUUCCGAAAUGAACCUUUACAAAGAAGGAGACUUGACUCAUUACAAUCAGGUUCUCGAAAAUUGCACCUUGCGUCGCUGUUGGGACGAGUGCCUCGCCUUAUCCAGUUUCAAAGAACGAAUGGAAAACAUAAAACGAUUCAACAAAGAACACAGAUACAGAAAACGCGGCUUCGCCAUCGUACCGACCAAAUUUGGCAUCGCUUUCACGGCGUUAUUCCUGAAUCAGGCCGGCGCGUUGGUUCACAUCUACACCGACGGCUCGGUGCUCAUGAGUCACAGCGGUACCGAGAUGGGCCAAGGAUUGCACACGAAAAUGAUUCAGGUGGCUAGCCGAGCGCUCAAGGUGUCGCCCCACAAAAUACACAUCGCCGAAACGGCAACGGACAAAGUGCCCAACACCUCGCCGACCGCAGCUAGCGCGGGAUCCGAUUUGAAUGGGAUGGCGGUUUUGAAUGCCUGCAAUGAAAUUAUGAACAGGAUGAAAUACAUAAUUGACGCGAAUCCCAACGGAACUUGGGAACAAUGGGUUUCAAAAGCGUACUUCGAUAGAGUUAGCUUAUCUGCGACAGGAUUUUACAAAACUCCUGGAAUAGGAUAUGAUUUCAAUACAAACUCUGGGAAACCUUUCAACUACUUCACAUACGGGGCAUCUUGCGCCGAAGUUGAAAUCGAUUGUUUAACGGGAGAUCAUCAAGUACUAAGAACUGACAUAGUAAUGGACCUUGGAGAAAGUUUGAAUCCUGCAAUAGAUAUUGGUCAAGUAGAGGGUGGUUUUGUCCAAGGCCAAGGUUUGUUCACAAUGGAGGAAAUGAUUUAUUCACCAACAGGAACUGUUUUUAGCAGAGGUCCAGGCGUAUAUAAAAUUCCAGGCUUUGCUGAUAUUCCUUCAGAGUUUAGUGUAUCUCUUUUGAAAGGUGCUACGAAUCCCAAAGCUGUUUAUUCAUCUAAGGCUGUAGGAGAACCACCUUUAUUCUUGGCUUGUUCUAUAUUCUUUGCCAUUAGAGAAGCAAUUAAAGCUGCUAGAGAAGAUAUGAAUAUUCAUGGUUACUUCAGAUUAGAUUCUCCAGCAACAUCCAAUCGCAUUCGCAUGGCGUGUGUUGAUAAUUUAACUAAAAAGAUCGGAGAUGGAGAUGGAAAGAAAGCUUGGAAUAAAGUUCCCUAAAAUAUUAUGAAAUUAUACUUGGAUAACCUUAUAAUAAGUUAAUAAAAAGUAU